AUGAAUGGCGCGUGGGUUGCCUCUGGCCCCAAUUAUGGCAUGGACUAUCCAGUCGCCUCUCAAGCAUUUUCUGCAACUGGUGGAAAUACUUCAAAUAUAGCUGGUGUGGACUGCUAUGGCGAGUUUGGAUCGAGACGCGAAUCUACCAAGAGUGUGAUCGGUACAAGCAGCACAAGAGCAAUACCUCGCAGGCUUACUCUCGGAGACACAUGUGAUGCUAGACCAGAUUCUGAGGUUGACAGCGAUUUCGAAUCGGGAAAACGCAUUGCUGACGAUAAUUCCAGGACCUUCCGAGCAAACGAAGACUUCUCAAAACCUCGUCGAGCUAGCGAAGGAUCAUCGAAGCGCCCAGGUAGCGUUGGUAUUGGACUCGAUGAAUUUGGUGGCUCUGGUAUAUUUUGCAGCAUAAUCGGUGAAGUCGGGGAUAUGAGUCAUGGGGCCGCGGCACGAACUAGUAGGCCAGGUAGUGCCAGGCGGGCUAUGUUGGCUAAGAAGGAGAACGCCAAGCAACAUUGCAUUGUUGCAGAUUCAAUCGUCGGCACAUCUACUUCGCAGGCGGACAUUCAGCAACACUCUAAAAAGGUAGGACCAGUUUAUUAG
Protopolystoma xenopodis is the source of this 600-nucleotide messenger RNA. Lineage: Eukaryota; Metazoa; Platyhelminthes; Monogenea; Polystomatidea; Polystomatidae. The record is from the annotation of a GenBank genome assembly.